UUACUGCCACUCGAUCGGAAUAACCGUUUCCGGCUCCAAAAGCUCCCGCAGCCGUCAGUCUACUAAGGCGGCUGUACAUCCAGUGUCCGCUACUUUGAAUCUUUUCACUUGUAGUUAACUAGAUGCCCCAGUAGGGCACGUACGACGUAUCCACUGCCUCGUGUCAAGUCCCAGUUCUUGUCUUUCCCUCGAGGGACAGGUCAUGGCUCGUAUCUAUGCUGGUGCGAAUGCACAACUGGGACGCUCAUGGUAUGACUAUGGUGAGCAAACUAUGUUUUCCCAGUUCCGCCACUGCAUGAAUUAUUCAGAUAAUUUCCGAAUCGAGUGGAGUUCUCCCGAACGUUAUGAGAUCGUAGAUCGUGUAGGAGGCGGGAAGUAUAGCGAGGUGUUCGAAGGGUUGGAUACCGCAAACUCUGAGACCUGUGUCAUCAAAGUACUCAAGCCUGUAGCCCUCAAGAAAAUCAAUCGUGAAAUUAAGAUUUUACGCAACCUCACUGGGGGCCCAAAUGUUGUUGCCCUUCUUGACGUCGUUCAAGACCCUUCAUCAAAAUACCACAGCUUAAUCAUGGAAUAUGUGGAUAAUGUGGAGUGGAAAUCACUGUACCCAAUCCUGGGUGAGGUAGACAUCAAGUUCUAUACUUUCCAACUCCUCAAGGCUUUGGAUUUUGUGCAUUCGCGAGGAAUCAUGCAUCGCGAUGUGAAACCAGGAAAUGUCAUGAUUGAUCACCGACACCGGAAGCUACGGCUCAUUGAUUGGGGGCUGGCUGAAUUCUAUCAUCCUGGGACAGCAUACCAUAUUCGCGUCGGUUCACGGUACUACAAGGCGCCCGAAUUGCUCGUGGGGUAUAAGCUGUACGACUACAGCCUUGAUCUGUGGAGCGUGGGAUGCAUGCUUGCUUCGAUGCUGUUUCGCAAAGAGCAUUUCUUCCGUGGUUCGGAUAAUGAUGACCAACUCUUGAAAAUCAUGAGAGUUCUAGGAUCUGACAGUUUCGAUGGAUACUUAAAGACAUAUGACAUACCAUUUGAGACGGACAUGGAGGCCCUUCUGCACUCUUAUCCAAGACAGCCUUGGGCACGUUUUAUCAAUGCUGAAAACCAGCAGUUUGUAACACCAGAGGCACUGGACCUUCUUGAUAAAUUACUUCGUUACGAUCAUCAGAAACGGCUAACAGCACGGGAGGCUCAAGCCCAUCCAUAUUUCAAUUUGGUCAGACUCGAGGCAACAUCAAUUAAAGGAGACUCAGCAGAGUACGUUAACGACUCUGGAUUCUGCUCCAUGUAAUGUACCUAGGGGGGUCAUGCUGUGUAGGUGUACUUUUGGAUCUCACACUUGUAGGGAGUCUGUUGUAUCGGGCGAUGCUAUCACUAUUAGGGUCAAGACACUCAUAUUGGAGAAUGUGAUCAGAAUUCAAGCACGCGGUGAUUG
This is a messenger RNA of Suillus subaureus, 1426 nucleotides long. Its product is annotated as kinase-like protein. The record is from RefSeq and is a predicted model, not a curated record. NCBI's taxonomy places the organism in Eukaryota, Fungi, Basidiomycota, Agaricomycetes, Boletales, Suillaceae. The transcript has 7 exons. Bases 203 to 1282 code for a protein of 359 amino acids. Gene Ontology annotation, biological process: protein phosphorylation. Gene Ontology annotation, cellular component: nucleus; protein kinase CK2 complex; cytosol. Gene Ontology annotation, molecular function: ATP binding; protein serine/threonine kinase activity.